GGAAGAAGAGGCAGGAAAGAUAAAAGAUUGCUGGGACAACCAGGAAGCACCUGCACUCUCCACGUGUAGCAAUGCCAAUAUCUUUCGAAGGAUAAAUACCAUACUGGAUAAUUCUCUGGAUUUCAGCAGAGUCUGCACUACACCCAUAAAUCGAGGAAUUCAUGAUCAUUUGCCAGACUUCCAGGACUCUGAAGAAACAGUUUCAAGCAGGAUGCUUUUCCCCACCUCUGCGCAAGAUUCUUCCCGUGGCCUCCCAGAUGCAAAUGACUUGUGCCUUGGCCUGCAGUCCCUCAGUCUCAUAGGCUGGGACCGACCCUGGAGCACCCAGGACUCAGAUUCCUCAGCCCAGAGCGGCACACACUCCGUACUGAGCAUGCUCCACAACCCACUGGGCAAUGUCCUGGGGAAACCCCCCUUGAGCUUCCUGCCUCUGGACCCCCUUGGAUCUGACUUGGUGGACAAGUUUCCAGCACCCUCAGUUAGACGAUCCCGCCUGGACACCCGGCCCAUCUUGGACUCCCGUUCUAGCAGCCCCUCUGACUCAGAUACCAGUGGCUUCAGCUCUGGAUCAGAUCAUCUCUCAGAUUUGAUUUCAAGCCUCCGAAUUUCCCCUCCCCUGCCCUUCCUGUCUCUGACAGGGGGUGGUCCCAGAGACCCUUUAAAGAUGGGAGUUGGGUCCCGGAUGGACCAAGAGCAAGCUGCUCUGGCUGCAGUCACUCCUUCCCCAACCAGUGCAUCAAAGAGAUGGCCAGGAGCUUCUGUGUGGCCAUCCUGGGACCUCCUCGAAGCUCCCAAAGACCCCUUCAGCAUAGAGAGAGAGGCCAGGCUACACAGGCAAGCUGCAGCUGUGAAUGAAGCCACCUGUACCUGGAGUGGCCAGCUUCCUCCCCGGAACUAUAAGAACCCCAUCUACUCUUGCAAGGUGUUCCUAGGAGGUGUUCCUUGGGAUAUUACGGAAGCUGGAUUGGUUAACACCUUCCGUGUUUUUGGCUCUUUGAGUGUGGAGUGGCCUGGUAAGGAUGGCAAGCACCCCCGGUGUCCUCCCAAAGGUAAUACGCCUAAAGGGUAUGUGUAUCUGGUCUUCGAACUAGAGAAGUCUGUCCGGGCCUUGCUUCAGGCUUGUUCUCGUGACUCACUGAACCCAGAUGGCCUGAGUGAAUAUUACUUCAAGAUGUCCAGCCGAAGGAUGCGCUGCAAGGAGGUACAAGUGAUCCCCUGGGUCUUGGCUGACAGCAACUUUGUUCGGAGCCCAUCUCAGAGACUUGACCCCAGCAGGACGGUGUUUGUCGGUGCCCUGCAUGGAAUGCUCAAUGCCGAGGCCCUGGCAGCCAUUCUGAACGACCUAUUUGGUGGCGUGGUGUAUGCUGGGAUUGACACUGAUAAGCACAAGUAUCCCAUUGGGUCUGGACGUGUGACUUUCAAUAACCAACGUAGUUACCUGAAAGCAGUCAGUGCUGCUUUCGUGGAGAUCAAAACCACCAAGUUCACCAAGAAGGUUCAGAUUGACCCCUACCUGGAAGAUUCUCUGUGUCAUAUCUGCAGUUCUCAGCCUGGUCCUUUCUUCUGUCGUGAUCAGGUGUGCUUCAAGUACUUCUGCCGAAGCUGCUGGCACUGGCGGCACAGCGUGGAGGGCCUACGCCACCACAGCCCAUUGAUGCGGAACCAGAAGAACCGAGAUGCCAGCUAG
This is a messenger RNA of Sus scrofa (pig), 1687 nucleotides long. It is a transcript of the gene CPEB1, whose product is annotated as cytoplasmic polyadenylation element binding protein 1. The record is from RefSeq and is marked provisional. NCBI's taxonomy places the organism in Eukaryota, Metazoa, Chordata, Mammalia, Artiodactyla, Suidae. Gene Ontology annotation, biological process: negative regulation of cytoplasmic translation. Gene Ontology annotation, cellular component: nucleus; cytoplasm; synapse. Gene Ontology annotation, molecular function: mRNA regulatory element binding translation repressor activity; ribosome binding; mRNA 3'-UTR binding.